CCAUUGAGAUCUUAUUGCAAUAUCACAAACCUUACACAACUAUCCCCCUCUUCAUUCCAAGUUCUCUUACAUAACAGAAUCACAAAGAUAAUCUGUUUCAAAGUGAGUAGAGUAUAAACUUUGACAAUUAUUAAUGGAAGGUAAAGGACGAGUUGUAUCAUCAACUUCUUCUUCUUUAACAACCGAACUAUUCGGCUCCAAAGAUCCUGUGCCGCCAUCUUCUUCCUCUGGAAUCUUCUCCUCCAUUUUCCCUCAUCCCUCCAAGGGCGUUACAAGAGAUGGUCAAAGCUCCGAACAUGGCUCACAAGCUCAACGUAGAGAAACUUCAAAUGCACAAGACAGAGUUGAGCCAUGCAAUCUAAGCUCUUCUCUUUACUACGGUGGCCAAGACGUAUACCCUCGAUCCACCACCAACCAAACUUACCCUACAGUUAAAAACGAGGGUCCAAGAAGCCAAGAAAACGAUGCUAAUGGACAUAACUCGCAAGAUGUUUCAAGAGGAAACUGGUGGCAAGGUUCUCUUUAUUACUAAAGAACCAGUUUCUUUGUAAAUCUCUCAUAAGCUCAAGUCAUAUACUAAUCAUCAACCAAUCAAGACUUUUGUAUAAAUAAGCUUAUGCAGGACAAGGGAUAAUAUAUUCGGCGAUAAUAUUGAAAGGGAUCUCCUAGUAAAAGUGUGUUGAUAAUGAACUGUAUCAGUAUUUACUC
Messenger RNA from Brassica oleracea var. oleracea, 708 nucleotides. RefSeq lists its product as uncharacterized. The record is from RefSeq and is a predicted model, not a curated record. NCBI's taxonomy places the organism in Eukaryota, Viridiplantae, Streptophyta, Magnoliopsida, Brassicales, Brassicaceae. The transcript has 4 exons. The coding region runs from base 134 to 532 and encodes 132 amino acids.